Messenger RNA from Eupeodes corollae, 564 nucleotides. Its product is annotated as COX assembly mitochondrial protein homolog. Bases 84 to 461 code for a protein of 125 amino acids. NCBI's taxonomy places the organism in Eukaryota, Metazoa, Arthropoda, Insecta, Diptera, Syrphidae. The transcript has 2 exons. The record is from RefSeq and is a predicted model, not a curated record. Gene Ontology annotation, cellular component: mitochondrion.
AUACCAUCAGCUGAUGGUUGUCAAAAUCAUCGUUUUCAUUUCAUCAUUUAUUAUAAAAAAAAAAUAAAAAUAUCAAAAUUAUUAUGCAGUAUCAAAAAGAAGAAACAUUUUCCACUGGAGUUCCUAAGGUUGAUCCAAAGAAUCCCCAUGGGUUAGGUGAUCCGAAUGACAGAUCCUUACGAAAGGUCGAAGUGGAAGUUCUUAUACCAAAAAUAAUGCGCGAUCGAGCAAAGGCAGAUCAAUGCCUUAAAGAGGUCAAAUCCUUUGAGGGUUGUUGCAGAGAUAAUAGCAUAAUGAUGGUAAUAAAUUGUAGGAAACAAAAUGAUGAGCUCAAGCAGUGUCUCUCCAAAUGGUACACCAAUGAAACCUUCAAAGCCGAAUGCAAGGAAAUCUAUCUAAAGGAGAGAUCGGAAUAUCGUGCAACCGGGAUACCUAAGAAGCACAGAAUGGCGAGGUUGUAAUUGUUCCUAUGUAUUAUGUUUUAUUUGGACUGAACAAAUGCACUGUAAUUAAAUCGUUUAAUAAUAUUUUCUGAAACAGUAAAUUUGUCCAAGUUCUCAAAGA